Aureobasidium musti is the source of this 528-nucleotide messenger RNA. The record is from the annotation of a GenBank genome assembly. Lineage: Eukaryota; Fungi; Ascomycota; Dothideomycetes; Dothideales; Saccotheciaceae.
AUGCAGCUUCCCGCCCUUUCCGGCGAUGUAACAGAACUCACCAUCGAUGCCUCACAUGAAAGCUACGACCCGCUGGACGAGACACUGGCCUUGUUCCGUGCCAACACCUUCUUCCGUAACUUCGAGAUCAAAGGUCCCGCCGACCGCGUCCUGAUAUAUGGCAUCCUGUUCGUUAGCGAAGUCAUUCAGAAAAUCAAGCCUCAGAUGCCCAGGAGAGAAGCCGAGAAGGCCGUCAUGAACCUCGCUCUCGAUACAAACUUUGCCAUUCCUGGCGAUGCUACAUUCCCUCUCAACCAGGCCUUCGAGCCUCCGCGAGACAGACAAGAAGCCGAGGUCUUGAGACAGUACAUCAGCCAAAUGAGACAAGAGCUGGCUACCAGAUUGUUGAACAGGAUAUACGCAGACGGCGAUGCACCUAGCAAGGUAGGAUCAUCUUCUAUGCCAUGUGCAAAUACAAGUACUAAAUUCGUCUUACCANNGUGGUGGUUGAGUUUCACAAAGAGAAAGUUCAUGGGCAAGGCCCUCUGA